AUCUCUACGAGUCAUAAAUCCUUAGGACCCCUAAGAAAAAAAUAUCUUUUAAGUAUGUGCAACAGAUACAUGGAGAAAGAAGGAAACGAUGGCCCAAACCCCACUGGAAAACCCUCACCGGGUGACUUCCAUUCUGACACAUACAAUCUUCACUUUAAGGGUUUGGUAAGGCAGGAAACAUCUGCUCAGUUAUCGGCGGGAUUUAGGGUUGCAAUUUGCAGAGAAGAGGAUGAUUCUCUCUUGUUUCAGAUGAAAGGAUCACUUCAUGACUCCGUGAUUACAGUUUUGGAGGCUGAGCUUAUGGCACUGAAGCGAGGACUAACUGAAGCCGUGAGUUUGGGGAUCAGUCAUAUCUCAAUCUGCUGUGAUAGUUUUCAGAUUUUUGAAUUGGUCAUGGGGAGAUCCGCGCCUGAGCAAGAGAACAUCGCCUUGCUAAUGGAUGAUGUGCAACGCAUAAGACGUGAAUUGACAUCUAGCAUUCCUGUUCUUGUGACUGAAAAUCAAGCCAAGUUUGCGUAUAAGCUUGCUAAGGAAUCAAUAAGCAUACGUACGCCUCCUACCGAGAAGAAGACUUCCGGUGGGGUUAAUAUCGUCAUCAAUUCAGUGUGGAGUGGAUGAAACAACAUAUAGAAGUGAGGCUAAUCGAGGGAGAUGUACCGAGAUGUCCUCACUAUGGCUGCAAAUCAAUCCUAACUCUUAAA
Arabidopsis arenosa is the source of this 701-nucleotide messenger RNA. Lineage: Eukaryota; Viridiplantae; Streptophyta; Magnoliopsida; Brassicales; Brassicaceae. The record is from the annotation of a GenBank genome assembly.